CCCCCGCGCGGUGCCAGAGAGAGGAAAGAAAAAGACGAGCGACGACGCGAUCGCGCGCCUCUGCUGCUGCCUGCUCCACUCGCGCCGAAACCAUCCAUCCAUCCACGACUUUUCUCUGUCUUAUUCUUUACGACUUCCAUCCAUCCACUCAGUCGCAAGUCAAUCUACCCACCAACGCUCACUUGUUGAAAAUGGCCCCGGGAACACCCUCGCCUUGGAAGGGAGCGCUGCGCUACAAGCGCAAGGGAGACCUCGUCGAGCUCGCCACUGCCCUGGGAAUCACCGAGGCGACGGAAAACUCGUCCAAAGACGAUCUCGAGGAAGUCAUCCGGACUCACCUCCUGGCCAACCGUACCAGCCUGGCCAGCGACCCCAACUGGCAGGGCCUUUACACGAGCCUUGACAAUGGCGAAAAGAGGGCUGCUAGGGGCAGUUCAAACGCGUUGAGCCCCGACAGCGAUGGCUCCGACGACUCGCCUGCCACGGGAAAGUCGCCUCGCAAGCACACGCAGCGCGGCAGCAAGCUUGUGCCCAACGGUCUGAGCACGCCUCUACGCCAGGCCUCGAGCAGCACCUCUGGCUUCGCCUCGCAGCUGUCGCAGCGCACCAAGCGCUCGUUUGAGAGCCUGGCCGACGCCUUCAAGGCGGGCGCAAAGGACGCGCGCGAAGAGGCCCACGACGUCGCAAACGAGGUUUCGUCUGCCCAGCACGCCCUGACGCGCCGGGUAAGCCAGACGAGCCGUCGCGUCGAGCAGCGCUUCACCAAGGGCUUUGAGCGCGCCAGGGCCUACCUGAGCAACGCCGAGCACAUUGCUCUUCUCCUCGUCAUCCUCGAGGGCGCCCUCCUCGUCACGGCCGUCAUGCCGACGAAGCGUGUCGAGCUUGGUGGCCAGCGCAGCGUGUCCAACUUCGUCAAGUCGGGCGGCAAGUCGGCGACCAACAAUGUGCCCCACUGGACCGUGACCACGCCCAACUUCUGGGCCCUCUUGACCUUUGUCUUCUGGAGGCCCAUCGUCCUCUGGUCCGCCUGGACCGUGGCCCUGCCUGCCCUGGCAGCUCACAUCAUCACGUUCGACCGUAAGCACGAGCCUUCGACGCUGACGUUCUCCGUUGUCCGUCUGGCCCUCAUUUCGAUUCUGACGCACACGACCUUCGGAUCGUUGCGCUCUGUGCCCCACGUCCUCGGUGUCGCUGCCGGCGAGGUCCGCGAAGCGGCUUCGUCGACGGUUCUCGGCAGCAUCACUAGCUCCAUCCGGAGCCUGACGAGCUACGACUUUGUUGUGCCCCAUGUCUCUACUGAGGUGCAGCUGCUCACGACGAGCCUCAUGGCCGCCUUUGCCACGUACGAGGUCAUUGCCAGCCGUCCCCGUGCUUCGUCCAGGGCCUAGGUCUUUGGCGAUCGAUCUCUUACCCCUCCCUCCUCCCCCUUCACCUUCUUGCGGGCCACUUGAUAUACCAUGGUCUGAGGUUUGCUUGUCUCUCUCACCCCCCUCUCUUUCUCUUCUUGUCUCGUGCCAUUUUUUUCUUUAUGCCUCUGUACGGUUCUUGUAAAGGCUCACGCUUCCCCAAUUGUUGUCUUUGUUCUCUACUCUAGUCGCUCUCGGCGCUUUAAGUGGGGACAAGCAAGGGAGUCGCUCAGCUCCUCCUUGAUGUACACUGUACCACCCUUUUCUUCUUCAUCGCUCCUCGUUGACACUCUAGCUAGGUCCUCGUUGUCGCUCUCCAUCUCUGUGUUAUCUCCCUUCUCACUUUCUCCUUUCCUUCUCUCUUGGAUCGAUUGAUUAAAUUACGAUGAAUGCUUUGCUUGGG
Molecule: messenger RNA, 1809 nt
Organism: Acaromyces ingoldii
Lineage: Eukaryota; Fungi; Basidiomycota; Exobasidiomycetes; Exobasidiales; Cryptobasidiaceae
Exons: 3
Coding region: 192-1388 (398 amino acids)
Cellular component (GO): membrane
Source: RefSeq, a predicted model, not a curated record